Aplosporella prunicola CBS 121167 is the source of this 2820-nucleotide messenger RNA. RefSeq lists its product as uncharacterized. Gene Ontology annotation, molecular function: gamma-tubulin binding; microtubule minus-end binding. The transcript is spliced from 3 exons. The coding region runs from base 68 to 2713 and encodes 881 amino acids. The record is from RefSeq and is a predicted model, not a curated record. Gene Ontology annotation, biological process: meiotic cell cycle; mitotic cell cycle; spindle assembly. Gene Ontology annotation, cellular component: equatorial microtubule organizing center; centrosome; spindle pole. Lineage: Eukaryota; Fungi; Ascomycota; Dothideomycetes; Botryosphaeriales; Aplosporellaceae.
CAACAACACAACUCUCCGCCGAGGAGCCACAAGCUCACCCACCACAUGGACGUCCAGCAUCGCAGCUAUGUCAUCGUCGCGCCAGAACCCCAAGUACUACCCGAACGGUGAAAGGAACCCAAGUGGCUCCCGGCCCCGGCCAUCCACUGCGCGCGAUCAAGGAUCGCACUCCCGGAAACAGUCCUCGAGCGAACGUGAGCGGCGCACCGAGAGGAGCAGUACCUUGACCAAGGAGACGGUAACAGUCAAGCGCAACCCGCUGAAGCACUCGAGCGAAAACCGCACAAAUGCUAGGAGGAGCAGAGAGGAAGUAAAGUCGAAGACCAGCAGCUUGGGCGCUUCAAGCACCGCGGAAGACAAGGAGAAGGAACAGCGAGCAGCAUGGAAGCCUGAAGCUUCGCUCGUCCCGUAUACCACCGCUCCGCUCGCCUCAAGAAUCUCGAUUCCCCCACUCGCAUCAUCAGCACCAGCCGAACUUCAGCCCUUGCCACUAAACCAGCUAUCGCUUGAGUCCCAAGAGACGGCAAUCAUUGAAGACUUGUUGUUUGCUUUUAUGGGCUUUGAGGGCCAGUACAUCCGAUUCGAUGCAUCCUAUAACCCUUCCGAGGAGAAGGAUCGGUUGCUUGGGCCUACUUUCCGCAUAUCGUCUGGACUGGAUCCUAGCUUGCGCGAUCUGACAACCUCCAUGCUCAAAAUGGCCACGCACUAUUCGGCCCUGGAAGCUUUCAUCGAGGUGCAAAGCAGGGACGAGUACGGCGCGGUCAACCAUGCGUUAUGCGCUGUUGUUCGCAAGCUUCUGAAGGACUACCUAAUACUCAUGGCUCAGCUUGAGCACCAAAUGUUGACAAAUUCGACAUUCACACUUCAUGUGCUGAAUCUGCAUACUAAACCAACGAGUCACAUGCUAUUCCAAUUAUAUAAUAUGGGUCUGGAGCUGCUUAAGUCGAACGGGCUUCUUGAGGAUGAAAAAGAGGAAGAUUUGGACGAGACGGAUAACAUUGAAGACAUCCUCGAGUCUCUGCGAGAAGGCGGUAGCUUCGGUCAAGGCCCAAUGAGUGGAAAGAGAGUAUGCAAGGGUGGAAGUGUACUUGGCCUAAUAUCGAGGAGAUUGGCAUCAAUGUCUGGAGACCCUAACGCGAGGAUACUACUCACGACUCUACUGCGCGAAGCAAGCAAACCGUACAUGACUAUGCUGAACGAGUGGCUGCACCAUGGAGGUAUCAAGGACCCUCAUGCGGAAUUCUUGAUUAAAGAGCAAAAGAGCAUCAAGCGGGAAAGGCUGGACCAGGACUACACCGAUGAGUAUUGGGAGAAGCGUUACACCAUUCGAGACAAUCUUGUUCCACCGCAGCUGGAGGCCGUAAAGGACAAGGUUCUUCUUGCAGGCAAAUACCUGAACGUUGUCCGUGAAUGCGGUGGUGUCGACGUCAGCAAAACGGUUCAGGAUGUGCCCACCAGCUUCGACGACCCACGAUUUUUGGAGAACGUCAACAACGCGUACGCCUAUGCCAACUCUUCCCUACUGGAUCUACUCUUGACUACCCACGCUCUUCCGGCAAGGUUGCGUUCUCUGAAGCACUACUUCUUCCUGGACCGCUCCGACUUUUUCAGUUAUUUCCUCGAGCUUGGUACAUCUGAGCUCAAGAAGCCCGCUAAAGCUGUCAAUAUUGGCAAGCUCCAGUCGCUACUUGAUAUCGUGCUACGACAACCGGGCAGCGUAGCAGCAGAGGAUCCGUACAAGGAAGAUGUCAAGGUCCAGAUGAACGAAAUAGGUCUGACCAAUUGGCUGAUGAAGAUUGUCACUGUGACCGGCCUCGAUCAGGACGCCGCUGCCGGCAGUUUCUCAAGCUACACUCCCGCCGCCCAAUCUGCCACCAUUACCGACGACAAAGACAUCAUCGGGUUUGACGCACUUGUUCUCGAUUACGCGGUCCCCUUCCCUCUUUCGCUUGUUGUCAGCCGUGUCACGCUUACUCGUUACCAACUCCUCUUCCGCUACCUUCUGUCACUUCGCCAUCUCGAAACCUUACUCGUAGGUAGCUGGGCGGACCACAGCAAGGUUCGCAGCUGGAAGCACCGCAGCUCAAACCCCAAGAUCGAAAUCUGGAAGCGCAAAGCCUGGACGCUGCGGGCUCGCAUGCUUGUAUUCGUUCAACAACUGCUGUACUACAGCACGGCCGAGGUCAUAGAGCCCAACUGGCAGUCGAUGAUUGCCAGACUCAACGCGGGUACUGAUACUCCUGAUCAAGAGGAGACGGGAGGCGAGGCGCAGGUGAAGAGGACAGUCGACGAACUCAUGCAGGACCAUGUUGAUUUCUUGGCGACGUGUCUGAAGGAGUGCAUGCUUACCAACUCUAAGCUGCUGAAGAUCAACUCCAAGAUUCUCAACACCUGCACAAUGUUCGCCAACUACACCAACUCGUUAUCCCGAUACCUCAUCUCUGCUGACGAGGACUUGGCCACGUCGGCCACCAAUGCUCCCUCAUCCUCGACGCGGGAACGCAGCAGCAUGACGUACGACCCGGCCAAGUUGAACAAGAUGGUCGACCUGCUGCAAAAGUACGAAGACAACUUCACUAAGCACCUGCGAAUUCUGCUCGACACGCUCAAUUACUAUGCUGCCACGGAAACGGUCGUGUUUUUGUCGCUGUGCGCCAGGCUGGCGGCGGCGAGCGAGGGACUGGGGAUGAGCGCGAAGGAUACUGUGUAUUGAUGUCGCGAAAAUGCUUUGGUUAAUAGGUAGCGAGGCGUCGGGGUUGCUUCUUUGGACGGUAACUAGGUACGAGUGACCCGUUGGGCAAUGCGAAUGCGAAUGGAUGG